AAAAAAAAAAAAAAGAAGGUAUAAAUACGUGAAAUAGAGAGUCAAACCCCAAAAACGGUGCCCGAGACUGAAAUCAUUCCCAAACGGUGCGUUAGAUAUUCUCGGCGUUGCUUCAUUCGAUCGAUGGCGAACGCAGGACCCUCCUCCUCCUCAUCUGCUCAGCCGGAAGUCGCAGAUGAAACCCAAGACUGGAUUAUCGGAUCCGGUUCGGGUUGGGUCGAAGCCCGAACAUCUUGCGAUCACUUGAAUUCUCUUUCUCCCGAUUUAGCUCCCUUACCAAAUCCCGAUACUCCCUGCUCAAGGUGCGAAAACCCGGUAGAGAACUGGUUAUGUCUUUGUUGUAAAGAGGUUUUGUGCAGCCGUUUUGUGAACAGACAUAUGCUUAUGCAUCAUCAACAGACUGGUCACUGCCUUGCACUCAGUUACAGUGACUUGUCAGUGUGGUGCUUCUGCUGCGAAGCGUAUCUUGAUGCUCAGAUCAUAUUACAGCUGAGACCAAUUCACCAAGCUGCUUAUAUUCUCAAAUUUGGCGAGGCUCCUCCCUUGCCCCAACUUUGAACAUUCAAAGCUUUUCUUUUUUUUUUAUAUAACUUUUGAUGAUUUUGUAUCCUGGAUGUGUUUAGGGAAGAUGAUUUGGUUUAUUGAGUUCCCGUCGCUGAGAUUUAUAUUACGUUUCUUUAAAGAACGAU
This is a messenger RNA of Eruca vesicaria subsp. sativa (arugula), 689 nucleotides long. NCBI's taxonomy places the organism in Eukaryota, Viridiplantae, Streptophyta, Magnoliopsida, Brassicales, Brassicaceae. The record is from the annotation of a GenBank genome assembly.